GGUGUAUGCGUGCCUGUGUUUUGCUCAAGUCGUGUCGUUUACGCAGCGCAGCACGUCUCCAUCAGUUAUAGCCACUACUAGCCUAGCGCGCUCUUCUUCCUACCUUCUUCCUCCUCCUCCUCCUCCUCCUUCUCCACCUCCACCACCUCUUCCCGGUCUGCAGUUGUAGCAUCAUCGCCGGGGAUCGCCACACUCCGCCGGGGCUUCAUUCAACCCCGCUCCGGACCGCAGAAGCGACACCAUCGGGGCUAACAAUCACGUUUUGAGGUGAAGUUCGUGACAUAAAUUCAACACGAGGUCGUAGCUCUGCCCGUAGCUCUGCCGCCGUGACAGAGGGCAGCCCAGUGGAAACCAUGAGUUCAUGCAGCACAGAUGUUAAGGAAAACCGCAACUUGGACAAUCUCUUCUCCAAAGAGGGGGUUGCCCCAGAGCCGGCUCUCCCCAAUGGGAGCGCCGGGGGGAGGAAACGCCCCCUAGAGGAGGGCAAUAACGGGCACGCACACUCCAAGUAUCGGCCCAAGAAGCGUAAGAAAGUCCCGGGGCCGAUUCUACCCAAAAAUGCCCUGAUGCAGCUGAAUGAGAUCAAGCCGGGACUGCAGUACAAGCUCCUGUCGCAGACCGGUCCAGUGCACGCGCCUGUGUUCGUCAUGACCGUCGAGGUGAAUGGACAGCUCUUCGAAGGCUCCGGACCCACCAAGAAGAAGGCCAAACUCAACGCGGCGGAGAAGGCGCUGAGGUCGUUCGUACAGUUCCCAAACGCGUCAGAAGCCCACAUGGCGAUGGGCAGAACCAUGUCCGUGCACACAGACUUCACGUCGGACCAGGCCGACUUCCCUGACAUGCUGUUCAACGCUUUUGAGACCUCCGCUCCCACUGACGACCCCUUCUAUCUGGCCUCCAACAGCAACGGCUCCUUCAGCUCAGACUACCCCGCUCUCCCCUCUCCGCUGCCCAGUCUGGUCCAAGCUCCUCUGCCCCCCGCCCCCACCACCUUCAUGUCCCCAAACAGCGGCAAGAACCCGGUUAUGAUCCUCAAUGAGCUGCGCCCCGGUCUCAAGUACGACUUCGUGUCAGAGAGCGGGGAGAGUCACGCCAAGAACUUCGUGAUGUCGGUGACGGUGGAUUCUCAGCACUUUCAGGGGUCGGGGAGGAAUAAGAAGUUGGCAAAAGCGCGGGCGGCCCAGGCUGCUCUGUCGGCUCUGUUCAACAUGCAACUGGACCAGGCUCCCUCCAGACAACCGAUCCCACGAGAGGGACUACAACUGCAUCUGCCACAGGUUUUGGCAGAUGCAGUGUCCCGUUUGGUGGUGGAUAAAUUCAGUGAACUCACAGACAACUUCACAUCUCCACAUGCGCGCAGGAAAGUACUGGCUGGAGUCGUCAUGACAACAGGUACGGAUGUGAAGGAGGCCCAGGUGAUCUGCGUUUCCACGGGGACCAAGUGCAUAAACGGGGAGUACAUGUCGGACCGGGGCCUGGCUCUGAACGACUGUCACGCUGAGAUCGUGGCCCGAAGGUCUCUCAUCAGAUACUUGUACUCACAGCUAGAGCACUUCCUCAGUAACUCAGAUGAGGAUCACCAGAAGUCCAUUUUCUCACGGUGUGAGAACAGACCUGGGUUUGUGCUCAAAGAGAACGUCCAGUUUCACCUGUACAUCAGCACCUCGCCCUGUGGAGACGCCCGCAUCUUCUCCCCCCAUGAGGCCGGGGUUGAAGACCAGGGCGACAGACACCCAAACAGGAAGGCUCGGGGUCAGCUCAGGACAAAGAUCGAGUCUGGAGAGGGGACCAUCCCAGUGCGCUCCAGUAACACCAUCCAGACCUGGGAUGGGGUCCUACAGGGGGAGAGGCUGCUCACGAUGUCCUGCAGUGACAAGAUCGCCAGGUGGAACGUGGUUGGUUUCCAGGGCUCUCUGAUGAGUUACUUCACAGAACCGAUCUACUUCUCCAGUAUCAUCCUGGGCAGUUUGUACCACGCAGACCACCUGUCCAGAGCCAUGUACCAGCGCAUCACCGAAAUCGAAGACCUGCCCCAGUGCUUCAGCCUCAACCGGCCCCUCCUCAGUGGCAUCAGUAACGCAGAGGCGCGUCAGCCCGGCAAAGCCCCAAACUUCAGUGUGAACUGGGCCGUGGGAGACCAGGCCCUGGAGGUGAUCAACGCCACCACAGGGAAGGACGACCUGGGACGACCCUCACGCCUGUGCAAGCACGCCCUCUACAGCCGGUGGAUGCGUCUGCACGGGAAGCUCUCGUCGACUCUGCGUAUCCGAACAGUACGCCCCUCCAGUUACCACGAGGCCAAGCAGGCAGCGGCCGAGUACCAUUCAGCCAAACAGACUCUGUUCAGGGCGUUUCAGAAGGCGGGGCUCGGCGCCUGGGUCAAAAAGCCCAUAGAGCAAGACCAGUUCGCCCUAACCACCUGAGUGCGCCCCCUACUGGUCAGCCUCUGCAGCGACUGUUGUCUGUCGGGAGCUAGUUAAGAAUCAAGAGUCUUUCGGAUUUAUCGUGGAAAAAUCUGAAGAAUUUGUGAUGUCAAAAACACAGAAAAACUAAUGACAUUCCCCUUAAUUUUCUAGCCAGCAUCCCACGUUAUCGAGUCUGUUAUGCAACUUUAUAUAAUACACGGACAUUGUACAGAAGAUUUUACGGGAAUGAAUCGUCAGCCGCGUAAGCUCCAAGUUUCUAUCGAUAGAAAAGUUUUUUUGCAUGUUUAACCGAUACCAAAAUCAUGUCCAAUUUGGUAUAUCUGUAUUGUGCUACCAGUGAUGUUAAAAAAUUCAGAAUGUGCUAUUUGCGAUUUGUAAAAAUUGAAAUCGCAAACUAUUUUUUUGUGUUAAAGUUUAAAAAGACACAGCUAAACGUCCACUGUACUAUUGCACCUAAUGGUUCUUGUCAAGUCUGUCCAGGAGUCGUGUGUGUUUUGGCUUAAAAAAUAUACUGAAGUUCAAAUGUCAGGAAUGGUUAAGAAACAGUAACUUACGAAAAUGUCAAAAUUAUCAUUUCAAUUCAGGGUUUUGUGUCAACUGCCAAUCUGCAAAGAGACACUUUGAGUUGUACAAUUGUAGGCAUUAGUUUAUCUAGUUUUUAGAAAUUUUAAAAUGUCCAGGAAAUGUAUCUUGAUUGGACAAAAUUGCAAUAAUAUUAUGCUUGGUUGCACAAAAAUGUAGGUUUAAUAAUGGUCAACCUUUUGUUUUUGUUCAUUACAUCUUAGUAGGGAAAUAUUUAGAAAAAUCAUGAUUAAAAAUUAGCACUUUUGAUUCCAGUCCGAUGUUAGAGAGCGAGCUAACGAUUUAGUUGAAAAUCUAGCUAGUUUUUGAACGUUUUAAAGGGAAAAAUUAUGCCCGUAAAGUAACACGAUUAGUAGCAUCUUGUAGUAUGGCAAGUCACACAGGUAGGACGUAGUGAUCAAAUGCAUUGUGGGAAAUGCAGUUUGCUGGCAGGCUUGUAGCUUCAGUGCAUGGCAGUGCAUGGGAUGGCUGCUCAUUCACCUGCAAAGAAAUAUAAAAAAAAAUAUUUCAACUUUUCAGAAUUGAGUCUUUUGUAGCUACAGAAUUUAAGGAUUUGAAAAGGGAAUAAAAGUAACAGUUUAAAGAUGCACUAUGUAACAUUUCUGGAAGGCGGUCUGCUUUGCUUGUCUCUAUGGAGAUGCUAUUGCUAGAAAUGUUGCACAGCAUGGCAUUAAACUUGUCUAUCUUACACUUGUAUACCUUGAAAAGCAGACAUGUUUACUCUGAUCUGUAAACUGGCCUGGUGGCAUUCUCCGCUUGUCUCUAUGGCGAUAGAUAAGUUUAAUGACUAUGGAAUAUUUCAGACAAAACGACCGCAGCUCCAUGAACACCAGAGAAGUUCCACAGUGCAGCUUUAAAGAUAGAUUUAUUCCAGCUGGUAGUGUACAUUUCACACAUCAGUGCUCUUUGUAAUAGUCGCCGCAAUGAUUCGUUUUAGCUACAACAGGGUUCCUACGCAAUUGUGUUUAGCCACUGAAGUCUGAUCCUCAAAAUAUCAACUCAGUGCAAUUGUUGUAUUGAAUUAUAGCGAUUAUAGUCCUAGAAUGGCCUAAAAUGUGCCAAUAAUUCAUUCAUAAACACAAUGACUUAUUACUACGGUCGAGUACUUAACCCUUUUCUGAUGCUGUUGUGCUAAGUCAAAUUUAUAGGCCUUGAAAUGAAUCAGUUCCUUAAAAAAUUGAAGGUGAAUGAUGUAAUUUUCUUGUCGCCUACUUGUCUCCAUGGAGAUGUUAUCGUUUUGCCUUUAAUGUUCCACAGUAUGGCAUUAAACUCACUUCACAUGCUUAUAUUGCUGAAAGAAAUAUCUAAAAAAAAACUUGCAUUCUUACUGUGAAUGCAGCUCGCCUCUUUACAGAUCUGACCUGUAUCUUGACCAGGGAGAUAGAUAUGUUAAAUGCUACACUGUGAAAUAUUCCGGGCAAAGUAAUAAUAUCUCCUUGGAGACAAGCAGGUGUCCACCACUAGAAAAGUUACAUAAAUUAUUUAAGAUGUGCAUAGUAAUUAUUUGGCUCAAUCAAAGUACACAGUAGUACUUACAUACUUAAAGGUUAUUUAAGUAUUCAUGGUUGCACUAAAAUGAAUUUAUGCAGACAAAAUCAAAUCAUCUGUCAAUAUUUGUCAAAAAAAACCACAGCAUUUUGUAAACAACAGAAUAAAACUUUGACUUUACCGUUGCAUAGGAACCUUGUCUCCAUGGCGACAGUGUUUACGUCUAAAAAAAACUGUCCGUCCGAUGUCAAAAUCAGCUCCCUUUAACUCUCCGAUGUCCUCCUCUUGUAAGAUAAGACCAAACUUUUCAAUCACUUUGUUGCAUGUGAAAAAAAUAAAAAUAAAAACCUUGAAUCCUUAACUAACAAACGGGGGAUUUAGUGUCAAAACUAUUGCACUAUUAAAAGAUUAUUAAACGUUAUGCAAAGAAAUGUACAAAUUUGUCUCCCGCAUUUGAAGUAUGCAGCAGGGCCUUUUUAAACAGCAUUUAAACCAGCUAAUCUUUUUGUUUUUCAUGUUUAAAUCAUGUUUUAAAAGCUCACCAAAGAUAACAAAACAUCUAUUACACAUGACCAUACUGUACGAUCAUUGUUUUAUGUCCGAAAUUGUGUUCAAAAUAUAAUUACAAUGUCUAAAUCGAUCCAUUUUUGUAUGUCAAGUGAAUUCAAAUGUUUCUGCAAAUCCUUGAUACCGAAUUUUUGCUUUGUCAAUUGUAAACUUUUGAAAAAAUAAGUUUGGGUUGGCACAAAAUUGCAGUUGUUUUGUGGCCUUUAAAACGUGUUUGUAGUGAAGUAGUGACAUGUUUGAUAGAAAUAGGGCAUUCAAAUAUUGUACAAUUAACUACACUCAUUUUAUUUAAAACUUCUAAUAGAAAAAAGGGUAUAUUUUUAGCUUAAAAUGUAUGCUAACUUGCUUGCUAAAAAGAUUGUAAUAUGACUUAUAACUUGAGGCUAGCAACAAACUGUCAAUGUAUCAAUGCAUUUGUCGUUAGCCUGCUAAUGCUAACAGUAUUAUUUUUAAAUAAUGACAAAUAGCCAGCUAGAGGCUAGUUUUGGAGCAUGGAUGAUAUAUGCUAGCAUUUGGUUUUAGCUCUAGGCCUAUGCUAAAACUGAAAGAACAAAAAAAAUGCAUUCUUUUGACCCGAGAAAAAAAUUGGAAAACUUUAUGCAAAACUUUUUCAGAUUUCAGGUAACAAUCUGGGACCAAGUACACAAAUACGUUAUUUAGUUAAUACCUCAAUAGGCUCUGUGUACAGCAGCAUGCUAGCUAGCUCACUGGGUGUCAAAGCUAACAGUCAAAACAUAAAAUAAACAACCUGUUAAAAUUAAAAUUAAAAUAAAGACCACCCAAUUAUUAUUGUUUUGAUAUUUUUUUUGCUUCGAAAUUGACCCCUUGACCCCUAACCCACCCGCAGCUCUCUGUCACUGCCUCAUCUUUAAAUAUUUAUUAAUUUUAACGUUACUCGGCAUUAACCUCAGAGAGAUAGAAUUGGACAGGAAGUAGUGACGCUCACAUUGAAGCUGCCGGGCGCCGUUAUGCACAGAGCCAAUUAAAGUCAAGUUUGACUUUUAUUUAUUCUCAAUCAAAGUCUUAAAUUUCACUAAACAAGCCUAUUUUGUUUUGUAUCGUUCACAAAAUGAUCAACGACUUGCAGAAACCUCCAUAUUCUUCAGUCUGUUUUGCUAACCUUUGUCGUUUAACCUUUACCAUAGCAAACCUCCAUAAUUGUACAAAGUUAUAUUUUUUGAAACUUUGACAAUGUUUAUUUCCUGUAAAAAUACUUUGGUUUUUGGUUGUCCAUGCGUUUCCUCGGCAGUCUGCAUGCUCUGUGUUUGUCUUAAUGCAAAAUGGGGCCCAUAGGUCACACAGGAAACAGCACUUUUACUCAGGUUAGUGCUAGAUUCUCGGGUCUGGUUGCCACUGUAGCUAUGAACAGACCUAAAGUAUUAUAUUUUUGACAGUUUUAUGUUUUAUUUUAUGUUGUACAGUGGGUGAGAACUUUGUUUUUAAAGUUACUUUUUCCUAACUUGUCAGCUUACCCAAAACAUCUCCAUAACUUUAACCAUUUUCCUGAGCUUAACAUAAUCCUGUUACUAAUGGUGUUGUCUAAAGUAUCAAAAACGAAACCGAAACUAGAUACUCAUUUGAGCAGGUACUGAUUCUAAAAAAGUCACAUUCACAGGACAGCAAUUAACCUUUCUUGAAGCUUUAGAAUGAUCUGGAGCUGUAUCAGAACAAGUAUAAGACACAUAUACUAGAAAGUAACGCUGAUUUAACGCUGAAAAUCACAUUCUAUCAUCUAAAUAAAGAGUAUUUUUUAUUAUCAUCAUGGUAUCUGAAUCUGUAUCAAGUGUAUUUCUUAGUAUCGAAAAUCGAGUUUGAAAUUUUAGUAUUACGACAACACUAAUUCCUAAACUUAACCAUAACCUUUUUCCUAAGUUACAAAUUAACCUUAUUCUCUUCGUCCAAUCAGAGCAGAGCGUCCCUCCGUCCCGACUCGGCCUUCUAGCACUAACCUUUGACUUAAGGGAACAGUGUUUGGGUUUAAAACGGGAGAUUAGAGUAAGAUUUUAGCGUCUGUCUGUUUGUUGGUUGUUGCAUUUGCGGUUUUCUGACUGGUUCAUGCAGAGAUAUAUUUUGAGUUUUGGUCCCAGGUAUUAUAAUGAUUCUGACUAUAGCAGACAUGGGGCCUAAUGCAUGAGCUCUUAUGUAAAGCAUGUUAUAAAUAUGUAGAAAAGUCGCGUCACUGAUCUAGAAAUGUUUAAUAAAUGCUCUAACUGUUGCCGA
Molecule: messenger RNA, 7283 nt
Organism: Periophthalmus magnuspinnatus
Lineage: Eukaryota; Metazoa; Chordata; Actinopteri; Gobiiformes; Gobiidae
Product: double-stranded RNA-specific editase 1-like
Exons: 11
Coding region: 354-2423 (689 amino acids)
Biological process (GO): adenosine to inosine editing; RNA processing
Cellular component (GO): nucleolus; cytoplasm
Molecular function (GO): double-stranded RNA adenosine deaminase activity; double-stranded RNA binding; tRNA-specific adenosine deaminase activity
Source: RefSeq, a predicted model, not a curated record